Messenger RNA from Mesocricetus auratus (golden hamster), 1727 nucleotides. It is a transcript of the gene Grina, whose product is annotated as glutamate ionotropic receptor NMDA type subunit associated protein 1. Gene Ontology annotation, biological process: negative regulation of apoptotic signaling pathway. Lineage: Eukaryota; Metazoa; Chordata; Mammalia; Rodentia; Cricetidae. Gene Ontology annotation, cellular component: Golgi apparatus; membrane; endoplasmic reticulum. The coding region runs from base 177 to 1223 and encodes 348 amino acids. The transcript has 7 exons. The record is from RefSeq and is a predicted model, not a curated record.
CCAGUCACAAGGUUUCUCUGCGUCUCCCCAGCCGCAGGCGCAGGCCGAAGCAGCCCGGCCGCCCAGCGGGUGCAGGUGCGGACGCACCGGCCAUCAGCGCGCGCGGCUGCGCAGCGGGCACCGUAGACACCGGCCUCUGGCUCCCCGGGAGCGGGGCAGCCGCAGAACCCGAGGCCAUGUCCCAUGAAAAGAGUUUCUUGGUGUCUGGGGACAGCUACCCUCCCCCAAACCCUGGAUAUGCUGUGGGGCCCCAGGCCCCUAUGCCUCCCUAUGUUCAGUCUCCUUACCCCGGAGCCCCGUACCCACAGCCUCCCUUCCAGCCCUCCUCCUACGGUCAGCCAGGGUAUCCCCACGGGCCCAGCCCCUACCCACAAGGGGGCUACCCUCAGGGACCCUACCCUCAAGGGGGCUACCCACAAGGCCCAUACCCACAGAGCCCCUUCCCUCCCAACCCCUAUGGACAGCCACCACCAUUCCAGGACCCUGGCUCACCACAGCAUGGGAACUACCAGGAAGAAGGGCCUCCGUCCUACUAUGACAACCAGGACUUCCCCGCCGUCAACUGGGACAAGAACAUCCGGCAGGCCUUCAUCAGAAAGGUGUUUCUGGUGCUGACCCUGCAGCUGUCAGUGACCCUGUCGACUGUGGCCGUUUUCACUUUUGUUGGGGAAGUGAAGGGCUUUGUCCGGGAGAAUGUCUGGACCUACUAUGUCUCCUACGCUAUCUUCUUCAUCUCCCUCAUUGUGCUCAGCUGUUGUGGGGACUUCCGGCGAAAGCAUCCCUGGAACCUUGUUGCUCUGUCGAUCCUGACCGUCAGCUUGUCCUACAUGGUGGGCAUGAUAGCCAGCUUUUACAACACAGAGGCAGUCAUCAUGGCAGUGGGUAUCACCACGGCUGUCUGCUUCACGGUGGUCAUCUUCUCCAUGCAGACGCGCUAUGACUUCACCUCGUGCAUGGGUGUGCUCCUGGUGAGUGUGGUGGUGCUCCUCAUCUUCGCCAUACUCUGCAUCUUCAUUCGGAACCGCAUCCUGGAGAUUGUGUAUGCCUCGCUGGGCGCUCUGCUCUUCACCUGCUUCCUGGCCGUGGACACUCAGCUGCUCCUGGGGAACAAGCAGCUCUCCCUGAGCCCAGAGGAGUAUGUGUUUGCGGCUCUGAACCUGUACACGGACAUCAUCAACAUCUUCCUGUAUAUUCUCACCAUCAUUGGCCGUGCCAAGGAGUAGCACAAGCCCUGGUCCGCGUGGCAUGGAUGGCUGAGGCCCCUGGCACAGCAACGCCAUCCGUGCUUCCGUCUCUCUGACCCCCAGGCGUGGCCUGGAGCAGAGGGAACCGCCCUCGCCCUCGUCUGUGUACACUGCAAAUAAUUAACGUUUGGACCCUCCGUGGCCACAGCAUGGCCCUUUCUAGCCCUCUCGCCCUUGCCGAGGGCGACGGGGCUGCGUCAUGUGCUGCCCUCUGUCCACUCAUUGUUGCAUGAGCCCGUCUGCCAGCCCGUCCCAGGGGAGGAGGGCCACUCUAGGAGGGGAGGGUGCACGUCUUCCUUCCCGUCCCAGCUUCCCUGGCGUAGAGCACCCCGUUCCCUCCUCACCCUGCCCUCCAAGGGACGUGCAGGGUGGGGCUCCACUCUUGGGCUGACCCCUGAGAGCAGAAAGGAUGGCAUGUCUCAGGGGAGGAGCCUCUCAUGUGCCAUCAUCAAAACUCCAAUAAAGGAUCCCUUCUUCUCUCUG